AUGACUGCAAAAGCAACUUGGAAGCGCUAUAGACUCGCUAUCGCUGCGCUCGCGGCCGUGCUGGUGCUUUUGAAGUUUUUGGAGCCAGCCAAGGGCCAUCUUUCAGGCUUGGAUGUGUUCUCUACGGCGGCAAAUUCUACAGUCAAGCUGGUGGGCAAAAACCCAAAAUCGAUGGCUGCAAUCGAGACAAGAUUGGAGUACUACUUCCCUUACGAGCCAGCAGAUCCGGUCGAACCCAGCAUCUGGCAGAUCUGGAAGUCCAAGCUCGACGAUCAGGCUUUCCCAGAAGUGGCCAAACAACACGUUGAGAGGUGGCGUAAAGUGAACGAUAACUAUAACCACAAUUUGCUGUCGAUGGACGAGGCUGCUCAGGUCGUGAAUGACCACUUUAAGGGCACUGCCAGCGAGGUGGUGGAAGCUCUGGCAAUGCUACCUAACGAGCGGUUGCGGUUUGAGCUUCUAAAAUACCUGGUGACCUUUGUGAAUGGAGGAUUGUACACAGAUAUCGACACCAAGUGCGUCAAGCCUGUCAAACACUGGUACGAAACCCGCAUGGGCAAGACCAACAUGAUGGUUGGAAUUGCCAAUGACUUUAACGAUGAUAGCUGGGACAAAUUGUACACCCGGAGGCUUCAAUUCUCGACAGGGACGUUCAAGGCGAAGGCUCAUCAUCCGUUUUUGCGCAAGCUAAUUGCCAGAAUUGUUCACAUCUGCUUUACUCAAAAGGUUACGAUCUUGGAAACUAAUUGGGAGGAGGUCUUUGAUCAUGUGGAUGCAAAUGGUGAACCGUUGUUACAGUUUACUGGGUCUGUGAUCUUCACCGACACUUUGUUUGAGUACCUGAAUGGACUGGACAACGUGAUCUUCAUGAGAGUGGCAGCGAACGACCAAGAUAAGCCCAAGAUGAAGGUGGUUGGUCCAGAGGUUCCACCGGAUGUCCGCUUCAGUUACCGUCAGUUCACGGGGCAAAAGGCUCCGUGCCAGGUAGAUGACACCGUGAUCAUGCCACUGUCCAGUUUCAACGGUAUUGCGUACGAGGAUCCAGAUGAACUUGACGACAAGAAUGAAAAACUGAGUGGUGAUAACAAGUACUUUUAUGUGAGACACUUAGCACUUGGGUUUUGGCAGAGCAAGAAGAGCGAGGGAGAGAUGAGAAAGCUGAAGGAGAAAGAGGCCGAGCUGACUCAGGAGCCCGGAACUGGGCAGCCAAACGUGGUACCAAGCUGA
Kuraishia capsulata CBS 1993 is the source of this 1227-nucleotide messenger RNA. RefSeq lists its product as uncharacterized. The transcript has a single exon. NCBI's taxonomy places the organism in Eukaryota, Fungi, Ascomycota, Pichiomycetes, Pichiales, Pichiaceae. Gene Ontology annotation, biological process: protein N-linked glycosylation. Bases 1 to 1227 code for a protein of 408 amino acids. Gene Ontology annotation, cellular component: mannan polymerase complex. The record is from RefSeq and is a predicted model, not a curated record. Gene Ontology annotation, molecular function: alpha-1,6-mannosyltransferase activity.